Mobula hypostoma (lesser devil ray) is the source of this 315-nucleotide messenger RNA. RefSeq lists its product as uncharacterized. Gene Ontology annotation, cellular component: nucleosome. The record is from RefSeq and is a predicted model, not a curated record. Lineage: Eukaryota; Metazoa; Chordata; Chondrichthyes; Myliobatiformes; Myliobatidae. Gene Ontology annotation, molecular function: protein heterodimerization activity; structural constituent of chromatin; DNA binding. The coding region runs from base 1 to 315 and encodes 104 amino acids. The transcript is spliced from 2 exons.
AUGCUGAACCCUCGCCGGGCAGCAGGGCCCGAUGGAGAACCUGGUCAGGCUCUGAAAACCUGUGCCUACCAACUGCUGGAAGUGGUUAAAGACAUUUUCAAUCCCUCACUGCUACAGUCAAAAGCUCUGACCUGCUUCAAAAGGGCAACAACUGCUCCGGAACCCAAGAAGCACCUGGUGUGGGAGAUCGCUCAGGACUUCGAAACCGAUCUGUGUUUCCAGAGCUCGGCCGUCAUGGCCCUGCAGGAGGCGAGCGAGGCUUACCUGGUGGGGCUCUUCGAGGACACUAACCUGUGCGCCAUCCACGCCAAGUAA